Nilaparvata lugens (brown planthopper) is the source of this 2283-nucleotide messenger RNA. RefSeq names its product probable tyrosyl-DNA phosphodiesterase (gene gkt). The record is from RefSeq and is a predicted model, not a curated record. The transcript is spliced from 12 exons. Gene Ontology annotation, cellular component: nucleus. Bases 440 to 2212 code for a protein of 590 amino acids. Gene Ontology annotation, biological process: double-strand break repair; single strand break repair. Gene Ontology annotation, molecular function: double-stranded DNA binding; single-stranded DNA binding; 3'-tyrosyl-DNA phosphodiesterase activity. Lineage: Eukaryota; Metazoa; Arthropoda; Insecta; Hemiptera; Delphacidae.
CUGGCGAUACUCUGCAACCCCGUGAAAUCGAAUCAUAUAUUCUAAAUUACUAUUUAUGAUAUUCAUAUUUUUUUUCGUCAUAUUAAUCAAUGUGAUUAUUUAAAUUCUUCCUAUAUUGUUCUAGGAUUUCUUGAGUUAAAUCAGCAUUCAGCUGAUUACCAAAAUCACUGUAACAGCUGUUUUAUCAGUUGGACGCCGCCAUCCCGCAUCCCGCCAUGCACGGGAAUUUUGUGUUGUGGGCUGUGGUGUGGUCACUUGUGGUUGUGGUUGUGGACUGUGGACAUGGAACAAAACCAUUAAUUCGGUUCAAACGUGUCAAAGUUUAAUCUAUUUGUAAAAUUCUCUACAUUUUGAGCGAAACAAUACCUAAGAAUAAAGUUUAGUUGAAGAUUUCAAUUCACAGUACCGAAUUCAACUUUUCAAUACGAUAUAAAUCAGGAUGAGCAGCAGGAGCGAUGGACCUAAUCCUAAAAAAGCUAAAUUACUGGUAGAAUGUGAAUACAAGGAACUAUGUUAUCGGCAAAAUCCGAGUCACUUCCAAGAGUUCAGUCAUUCACACUUGGAAAAGCUAGUCUCUCAAAUGCCCGAGAAUGAAUUCAAACUUCCUCCGGAUUAUAACCAGAAAAUAAGUAGGAGAAUUCUGGAACUACAAGUAGGUUUCAUCAAACAGAUUAAGAAAACUGGUAACGUGGCUCCCAGCAAACCAAGUAAUAGCAACUCUUCGGAUAGUAAAAAAGAAAAUGACGCAAGAAAACAGCAGAACAGUAGUGUUAAAUCACAGGCAUCUGCAUCAUCUCCAUCGCCAUCGACAUCAAAUAUAAAUGCACGAGCUUCAUCCAAUAAGCAGCAAGAAGAAAAUUAUCGUAGGAUCGUAUUGGAUCGUGUGAACACAAAUAUUGCUGAUAAGUGGAAAAAAGCUGCUCCUUAUUAUGUGUUUCUAUCAGCCAUUUCAGAUUCUAAGCCCACGCACAAAGACGAUCUAUCAAUCCAGUUUCCAGAGUUGCUGGAUCCCAGACUAGGUGAUUUGAAAUCUUCUUUACAAAUCAACUUUAUGGUCGAACUGGGUUGGUUGCUGGCACAAUACUGUAUCAUGGGUCAUAGAGGAAAACCAUUAACAUUGGUGUAUGAAGAAGGAGAUGAGUAUAUAAAAAAUGGUAUGUGCCCACCGUUUGUUAAUUGCGUCAAGGUGUCAUGUCCGUCACCUUUUGGGAAGCAUCACACGAAAAUGAUGAUAAUGUGCUACUGUGAUGAAAGUCUUCGUGUUAUAGUCAGUACUGGAAACUUGGUGGAAUCCGAUUGGGAUAAUAGAGUUCAAGGGAUGUGGAUUAGUCCGAGGUGUCCCCGGUUGCCGGAGAACGCUGACACCGGGGCAGGUGAUUCGCCCACUGCAUUCAAGAAGGAUCUGCUCGACUAUCUCAGCAGGUAUCAGAAGCCCGAGCUACAAGUUUGGAUCGACCAAGUCAGAUCUACUGAUUUCUCCAGUGUCAACGUGUUCUUUGUGGCGUCGGUUCCGGGCACGCAUUCUGGUCCAGACUUCAAUAGGUGGUCGCAAGGCAAAGUGGCGUCCAUUCUGAAGAAGCACGCGACCAUUAAGCCGGCGCCGGACGCGCACAAGUGGCCAAUCAUCGCCCAGUGCUCGUCGCUCGGCAGCUUCGGUCCUCAGCCCACUGACUGGCUCGCUGGCCAGAUCAGGGACUCGCUCAGUGGAGGCGUCAAUCUCAGCCCUCUCACUAAACCUUCAAUCAGUGUGAUUUAUCCGAGCUUUGACAAUGUUUGUCAGAGCUACGAUUCACUCCUUGGUGGAGGUUGUCUUCCUUACAUGAGGCGUGUACACGAUAAACAACCCUGGCUCAAUAAGUAUUUAUGUCAAUGGAAGAGCGAUCACCAACAUAGAACAAGAUCAAUGCCUCAUAUAAAAACAUAUUGUCGAGUGUCUCCAUGUCGGAAGCGAAUUGCGUGGUUCUUCCUGACAAGUGCCAAUUUGUCCAAAGCUGCUUGGGGAAACUCUAGAUCACCUAUGAAGAACUACACAAUGUCGUACGAAGCUGGAGUUAUGUUCAUUCCAAAGUUCCUGGUGAAAGAAGAUUACUUUCCGAUUAAAUCGGAUGAAGGCUGUGAUAAGGAAAUUCCGCUAUUUCCAAUGCCGUAUGAUUUACCAUUGGUUCCUUACAAAUCGACUGAUGUUCCCUGGUUUAUGGACAAUCUUCAUUGAUUUGAUAGUUCUCCAAUGCUUUUUCGUUGCAAUUGUAUUUUUGAAUAAAGAUUCCUCUAUGUUUUCUACAA